UUGACAUUCAAGAGCAUCAGAAGAAAAGUUUUUGUAUUUUGUGAUCAGAACUUGUGAACUAGUGAUAACUAGAAAACAUGUAAUUCACAGAAUAAAUGUAGUUCACCCAAAAAUGAAAAUUCUUUCCUCAUUGACUCAUUCAUUGCAAAUCUGUUUGACUUUCUUUGACCUGCAGAACACAAAAGAAAAUAUAUUGAAGAAUGUUGGUAACUAAACACCAUUGAAACUCAUUGACUUCUAUUGCAUGGACAUAAAACCACUGAGACAUUUCUCAAAAUAUCUUCUUUUGUGUCCCACUAAAAAAGGAGCCAUAUACAGGUUUUAAAUGGCACGAGGGUGAAUUAAUGAUGAAAGAACUAUAACGGUGAACUUUCCUUUAGCUUGACAGCUCGACAGUCCCCUUCCUUAUUUAUUUGCAUUAAAUCCAAGUUAUUUAAAAUAGUACAAGACUAAGUAUAAACAAUGACAGAAUUUUUAUUUUAGGGCAGUCCUUUAAUGUUUGUGAAAUGAGGUCUAAACCUCUCAUACUAAUUUAUACACCCAGUCAUAACUUAAACCAGAGAAACUGUCACAGGAAUUAUGCAUUCAGAUUCUUAUAAAGGCCCUGGGGUGACAUGCCCCAGCUGUUCUGUUCCAUGGUCAGUGAUGAUGAUGGUGGUCUUUCUACAGUGGCCUGGGAACACGAUGUCCUUAUCCUAAGAUAUUGUCUGCUUCAUUACAGAUUUACUUUUCAUGCCACGUAACUCCACAUGGUUGAGCGCUCACCAUGUACUGCAAAUGAGAAAAUUGGUGUGUUUUUUUGUUUUUUAUUCCAACGUGGCCUUCUUGCUCAUCAACCAAACAGCUUUUGAAAGCUGAACUUCUUAGGGCUUGUGUUAUCACAAAGCUCUGCAUGGUGUUCUGAGGAGUCUAGAAUGAUAAGCAUUUUUUUGCUGACAUUUUCAUCCAAAGCGACUUGCAGUAUACUUAUUGCACUGACAACCCCCCUGAAGAAAACCCUGAAGUCUCUUGAGCUUAAGUGCUUUACAGACACAGAAUGGUUAGAGUUCAUGGAGCAACUCUUGGAGGGUUUGAACCCACAAUCUUUUUGUUUAUAUGACUAGACCACUAACAUCAUCGGAUAUUUGUUAGAAUUGGCCACUUCUAGACUGUAGACUCCCCCUCAACCCCCCCCUCUCCAAAACCCCACCAAAGAUGUGCCAGACCAACAUCACCAAAAUAAUACAUUUAGCAUUUUUUACAGAAACUAUAAUGUUGGAGCCUUGUUAAACCCUAGAUUUCUGCAGGAGACGAUCAAAUAACAAUGCCUAAAUAAAACAAAAAAUGCUCCAUCCAACAAUAUGAUGAAAAUAUGUAAUAGGCUAUAAUAUUACAUACAGUAUUUUCAUCGUGUUAUCUCAUUACUUCUGUAACAAGGAACAAACAAAAACGAUAAAGACAACAUCAUGUGACAGUGAUCUACCUCUAGAGAAAGAAAAAGAUAACCAACAUUUAAAACAACAAGUGCACAGAUCGUUUGAGGUUCCUCAGAAAAAGACAAAGCAAGUAUCUAAAACGUGUGUAGGUGGAGCAAGUACCAUCCUCUUCCCUUUGAUGUGAAAGUUACGCAUUUAACCUACUAGAGUGCGCAAUUCUCACACUUCCCCGCACGAACGGCGGAACUGUCACUUCCAUCAAGCUAAGGAGUGCGCAGCCACAUCAACGCACGAAACCAACCCACAACCAAACCACAGUGAUUUUUCCUCUUCUUUAUUUAAGUCCUCCGUUCUUGUAUAUUGACUUCUUGCCUUAUUUUUUUCCUUUUGGAGAGCUGGAAGACACCCCAGAUCUGCGUUGUGCUUUCGGUUCAGCAUGCGUUUGGCGCACGGAGAGGACUCUUGGCGAGCUUUCAGGAUAUUGGCGCGGGGAUGAUGUUCAACUCGUCGGGUCCAUUAGAUAUUUUCUCGUUCACCCACCCAGAGGUCGUUUCGGAAGUUCUCAAUGGUUCUUCACAACUGUUCUUUAACGCCUCAAUGGCCAUGUGGAACACAUCCUGCGGGGAGCAGUUACUCGACUAUACCGCGACGGAGAAGAUCGUCAUCGGUUUAAUGUUGGCUAUCAUCACCACCGUUACGGUGAUUGGAAAUACGCUCGUGGUGAUCGCGGUGUGCGUCGUUAAGAAGCUCAGACAGCCGUCCAACUAUCUGCUGGUGUCUCUCGCCGUGGCGGAUCUCUCCGUGGCGAUCGUGGUGAUGCCUUUCGUGAUCGUGACGGACCUCACGGGUGGAAAGUGGCUUUUCGGAGAGGUCUUCUGUAACAUAUUCAUCGGGAUGGAUGUGAUGUGCUGCACGGCGUCCAUCAUGACGCUGUGCGUGAUCAGCGUGGACAGGUAUCUUGGCAUCACCCGCCCUUUGACCUACCCGGCUCGCCAAAACGGCCAGCUAAUGGCGAAAAUGAUCUUCGGGGUGUGGCUCGUGUCCGCCUCCAUCACUCUGCCGCCGUUUUGCGGGUGGGCGAAGAACGUCAACACCGCCGGCGUCUGUUUGAUCAGCCAAGACUUCGGCUACACCAUCUACUCCACCGCCGUGGCCUUCUACAUCCCCAUGAUCGUAAUGCUCUUCAUGUACUACAAGAUCUUCAAGGCCGCCAGAAAGAGCGGCGCCAAGCAUCGUUUCACCGACUUCACCCGCCGCGAGCGCCUGGAGACGGUGGCCAGCGAAGCGCUGAGGAUGCAAGGACUCAAACCUCAACCCGGCGUCGCCGAGGAGUGUGCCGCUCUUUCCCGACUGCUAAGCCGUGAGCGGCAGAACAUCUCCAUCUUUAAGCGGGAGCAAAAGGCAGCCACGACCCUGGGCGUGAUCGUCGGCGUGUUUGGAAUUUGUUGGUUGCCGUUUUUCAUUCUGUCUACAGCGAGACCGUUCAUAUGUGGGGUGAAGUGUAGCUGCAUUCCCAUUUGGCUGGAGCGGACGCUGCUGUGGUUCGGCUACACCAACUCGCUGAUGAAUCCCUUCAUUUACGCUUUCUUUAACCGGGACCUGCGCUCCACAUACAGAGACCUGCUCCGCUGCCGAUAUAGAAACAUAAACCGGCGUCUGUCGGCUGUAGGGGUUCAUGAGGCAUUGAAGGUUUAAGAGACAAAGUACAGCUAACGGAUAAGGUUUGGCCCAGAUGUGGUUACGUCAGAUGACAUAUAGUUCAGAUGGGACUGAAUCAUUGUCAUCAACCAAGACUUAAAAGCCAGGUGAACGGAGAACAAUUAUUAUCAUUUUAAUGGAUAGCAGGAAUUAUGGGAUACGUAGGAAAACAAAAACAAGACAUGGGGCCUCAUAUUUCUUCAGAACAGGGAUAUUUCAGUUCCAUUAAAGCAUUUUUGGUUAUUUUUCGGAUGAGAAAGUAUACCAUAUUAGAGUUUAACUGUAGAUUACAAACACUUUUUUUUUUAAAUAACUAAAUAAAUAAAUGACAACAAAGGUUACGAAGCUUAAACUAGCCUAAACUGGUUUUCUGGCUUUAAAGGAAAGUAGGCCUACUGUAGUUUGGUCACUUUCGAAUUCAGAGUUUGCUCUUUUUUAGCUCAAGAGAUUUGACGGAGUUCUCAGUUGUGUUUCAUCUAAGUAUCAGUUAAACCUCAGAUGUUUCUCCUAAAAUUAAAAUAGAGAAAUAGAAUAAUAUGAGACAUUUGUUAUAGAUUUGUAUAAUUAAUGUGGAUUGUAUAUGUACAAUAAUCUGAAUUUUGGUCAAUUUCAAGUUCACAGUGAAAUUUUCAAUAAUAUUGUUUUUUGAUUGCAGACUUGACAAAACUGAGUUUGGAAUCAUUUGUAAAAAAGUCUUUUUUUUUCUCAGGAAAAACAGCUGAGACGCAGGAGACCUAAUGAAAAGUAUCCAUUUAUUCUCAUCAAUGUCUGAGAAUAAUAAAUUAAAUCAGUAUGAAAACAAAUUCUGCGAUCUCAGUAACAUAAACAAACAUUGUGUGGCCCAAAAUUAACUUCCGGUUCAUAGACUUCCACAGAGAAUCAAUAUCUGUCGAGUAGUUUAAUUUAAUUUAUUACAAUUAAUAUACAAUUAAGUAUUAAUAUAAAUGUAUAUUGUUAUGAAUUAAAUAUAAAAUAAAUUGUUAUAUUACCAGCCACUAGACAGACCGACAAGCAAACACGUGCGUGUGUCUGAUGAAACCAUGUACAGCAGGCCAGAUUAAACCUGAAAACCAGCUUCGCUUAGUUUUUUAUCAGGGAACACUUAAUUUUACAUUUUAUUUUAAAUCGAAGUAUAUUGUAUAAUAAUUCAUUCGUACCAAAACACCAGCUGAACAUUUCUGCUUUCUAAAUUCAAGGCAGUCUGCUCAUUUUUUGCUGUCAUGGAGGUGUGAUGAUACAUCCUACUAUCGUCCUGGCCGUUAUUUUCUCGGGCCUGAUAAUUUUCUCAUCAUUAGAAUAGACUGCAACAUGGAAAAGAGCGAAAAUCUUCACACAUCUGAAAUCCUGCCCUCUUCCUUUAGCCCGUCAUUGCUAGAGAGCUGCAUUCCACAUCAGUUCGCUUCUGCCAUAGUCCUGAAGAAAUAUGAAGCCAUUUUUUGGUAAAUCAGAUGUUCUGUACAUAUCUGGUACACCCAAGUCUUCAGAGGAGAGAAAAUAAGGUGGCUUGUGGUUAGUUGUCACUAUGAGGCUCGACUUGUAUUGGAAAUCCAUCAGUGUGUGUGUGUGUGUGUGUGUGUGAGCGGGAAUCUCUGCUCCGAGACACUGAGAGACAGAGCACUUACCUUGCUUUUCCGAUGACUCAGUCCAUCUAUUUUAGGAACGUUAAGAACAUAGCUGCCUGUCUUUGAUGGAACAUCUAAACUCAGCAAGCCUUUGUGCAUAACCUGUGAAACGGCGUUGUCAGUUGUGCAUCCUCUUUUCGACCCGAUGUGGCAAUUUAAAAAGACAUUGAAUGUCUAAGUGUCUCUUGAGCCAUGAAUGAUGAAACCCGUUGUAACUGGAAGGACCGAAUUUCUUGAAACCUCAAGCGAUAAUGAUGGACUCUCCUGGAACAGAUAAAUUAUUGACAGAACAACUCAACACGGUUGUUUACACAGGAAGUCCUGGAGGAGAGUUGUUUUUUAUGUACAGUUCUAUAUGUAUGUUGCCAAAUAUUUGUGAGAAGCUUACAAAACGUUUCUUGUCACAGAAUUUAACCUUGCACCAGAGGAGUUGCAACUGUCUGAGUUUUUUUGUAUUUGUGUGUGUAUUACCUUUUCCCACAAGGCCAAUUGUAAGUGUUUGCCAAAAUCGCUGAUGGUAAACAACACCAAGCUAAAGUAAAAGAAAGUUUGAAUUAAAUUAUAAAACAGAAGUUUGUUUGUACAUGUUUAAUGCAGAGAUA
This is a messenger RNA of Triplophysa rosa, 5337 nucleotides long. It is a transcript of the gene htr7c, whose product is annotated as 5-hydroxytryptamine (serotonin) receptor 7c. Gene Ontology annotation, cellular component: dendrite; plasma membrane. Gene Ontology annotation, biological process: smooth muscle contraction; vasoconstriction; G protein-coupled receptor signaling pathway, coupled to cyclic nucleotide second messenger. NCBI's taxonomy places the organism in Eukaryota, Metazoa, Chordata, Actinopteri, Cypriniformes, Nemacheilidae. Bases 1908 to 3110 code for a protein of 400 amino acids. The record is from RefSeq and is a predicted model, not a curated record. Gene Ontology annotation, molecular function: G protein-coupled serotonin receptor activity; neurotransmitter receptor activity. The transcript has 2 exons.